Messenger RNA from Annulohypoxylon maeteangense, 2716 nucleotides. RefSeq lists its product as uncharacterized. NCBI's taxonomy places the organism in Eukaryota, Fungi, Ascomycota, Sordariomycetes, Xylariales, Hypoxylaceae. The record is from RefSeq and is a predicted model, not a curated record. Bases 382 to 2520 code for a protein of 712 amino acids. The transcript is spliced from 4 exons.
CUUGAGUCUCGAUGCCGUUUUAAUGUCUUCAUUGUCCAAUUGGAGAAGAAAGAAUUAGUAACCAUUUAUGGGGACUGCGCACAUGCGUGCUUUGAACGUGAUGAAAGUGAGGAUGAAGAUGAUAUUGACUCAGACCCAGGCAACAUAAUUGAAAUUGAUGACCUAGAUUGGACUCUACGAAUAGCGCUGUUUGACGGAACCCCCCUUAGAAAGCCAUAUAACUUGGGUGUGGAUCCCCACGCUAUGAUAGAAGGCAACGUCUUCGAGGGCUAUGAUCCCGACGAAGACGAACGCGUUUAUAGAAGUUAUGGGGGUGAUGAAUACGAGGAUGUCCGUCCUAACAAUUCUCAGGCUCAUACGUAAUUUCGCUAACUCACCCAGAUGUAUCAAUUUGCACGAUAUUAUAAAUCAUCAGCCUUGCUAAUGGUCCCUCAAGCUACGACCGUCACCUAUUUUACACAGAACUCAAAAGCCCGUGACGACUAUACAGCAGCCGACUUGCUUGAAUACUUUUCAUCAAAAUGUGCUAGGUCCGGAGGCGACGACGGGUUUUUAAACACACUGACUAGUCUAUGCAAGUUAUUCUUCCCCCCGAAGGGCGUGAAGUCGAAUAGCAGGAUGGAUAUUCCCGAGCCUAGUAUCGUCAAAAUUCUCGACGCUGCGAUAAUAUGUCAAAGCCAAUAUCUGUUCGAUCUAAUCUGUAACAAUAACGAAGCCAACCUUUCACCUAAGUUCUUCUUGUGGGUAUUGGCUAGGUUAAGAGGGUCUUCGAUGCUACCCUUUACUACAUUGAUCUCCGCUCUCGAUCGGUCUAUUUUCGCUCUAAAAACCCUUGACGAGCAAUACAGCUUCAUCAUGGGGUUGAAUGAUCUUAGUGGCAGACUACCAAACGAAUUAGAAGCGCACGUUCUCGGUCUUUUCGACAAAAUGGUCAGUCUCUGUUACACGUCUUCACUAUGCGAGAAAGAUGGACAAGUUCUUGUCUGGAUUGCUUGUCGUCGGGAUUACGACUGGCUGUUGAAAACUCUUGGCCCUCUCAUGUAUAAAAACUGCGAGAACGCUGCAUUUACUUUGGGAUUCUGUUGGGAGUUUUAUGUUAAAGCUACUCGAAAUGAACUGAGAGUUCCUGAUUCAUUCGCCUGGCUCAAAACUAUCGUCAAAUCCCUGGUUGUGCGACUUGAUGUAAACCAUCUUGUGAGCGUGGGUGGUUUUCGCUGUUGGCAACAGAACCAAGCUGCUCACGGGGGAAAAGAUGGGAACAUAAUUCCACCGCCACCGCCGCCGCCAGUAACUAGCCAGACACUCAUCAAUUUGUGUAUAUUGUUAUUGGACCUGAACAUGGAAGAAGAUCUUCGUGAUCUGGCGAGGAAGCUCACCAACCAAAGUGGAAGAAUCGUUCCAUUUGAGCUCCUCAACCUCUAUAUUCCCUUCGCCGGCGGUCUUAUGGACGUCCUAGAAAACCGAUCAGUAUCUCCCUUAGAUCCUGUACUAUCAUCACUAGUUAGAACAAUUGUUGUGGUAUUUUGGAACCAAUACGCUCUCCCAGGACAGCCGAUUUGGAGAGGACCACGCUGCAAGGUAUACUUAGAUCCCUGUGGCUGUCGGGUUUGUACGUUGAUGAAAGAUAACCUUCACAACCCCAAGCUGGACAAUUGGGUAAUCAAGGAAAGCGAAAAGAUGGCCCAGAGACAUAUUGGGAUGGUGAUUGCAAACUGCUGUUCACGGUCUCACAUUUCCUUUACUAGCCAAACCAAUGGAAAAGGGGUUAUGACCUGGUACAUCAGAAAGGUUCCUACGGAAUACGACAAGGCCAAAUCCGAGUGGGAUAACCGGAUGGCUAGUUUCAGGGCGCAACUAGCCAAAUUCAAUCAGAGGAAGCUGUUACAAGUGUUGGGAAAUGAAGCCGAUUAUUUCUGUAUUACUGGGAAUGAUCCAUCCUGUUUUAAAACUCCGCAGAUAAACGCCACGAUGGUUGCGCCCUCGACGACUGCGCAGGCGCCUCCAUUGGCUCGUACACCAGGACAUUCAGAAGCCAUGUCUCAAGCUGCAUUGCUACCACCCGGCAAUCUUCGUGGGGGCACAUCAUCACAUCAAGAUCUACAGCCUCUUGUUCACGAUGGUCUCCCUUCUAUGACAGAGACUUCACAAAUACCGAUUUUCGAAGACCAACCAUCAUGCUCUCUAGCAAAUCACGGACUACCACAGCAACCCCCGGUUAUCAAUGCAUGGCGUUCGGGUAUGCCACCUCCCGCGGCCCAUCCGGGUGUGCCGGCCCAAAUACCCACACUGGGCUCGGUUCAUGAGCAGGGCAGAAUGGUUCAGAUGAACCAACAGGGCCAAAUACCGCACUCCCAAUUUCCGCCGGGGCGACCGCCUCUUGCGUCAUUCCAUCAGAACUUGGCUUGGAGCUCGGGACCGAAGCUCGGUCAGAAUGGGGAGGCGUCUGCGGGCGCUGGGCUGAAACGCGAGCGAGAUGAUGAUGAUCUUUUAUUUCUUGGCGAACGACCGGUGAAGAAAUGAUAUUAGAACUAGGUGGUACAUAGAAUGGUAUUGGAUGAUUUUGUAUCUUUGGCGUUGCUAUUCGAAUACUAGGUAAUUUUUUAGUUUUGUCGACCCGGAGUACGUUUGGAAAAUGAGCUACUAAUUAGACUCGUGGGAUAGACAUUAUAAUCGCUGGAAUAUAGGUCAUAUAGAAUGUCUUUCGGUACGAAUACUA